AUGUCAGCCACUCCACCCGCGACCAGCCUGCUUCUAAACCCUCCAUUUGUCAGCGCGAAUAACAAACCACCUGCCAAUCCAACUCCAACCACUCUCACUCACUCCUCCAAAUUCUCCUCCCCGUCCACCAACUUCUCCCCCUCUCCCUCACUCACUCCUCAAUCCGCUUCCUCCGAAACCACAACAACUCUCCCACCAUCCCGUCUCUCCCCUCUCCAUACCCCUCACCUCACGCCGACCUCGGGCUGCAGCUGCUACCGCGUGCGCAACGUGUACUGCUGCAAGCAGGCCCUCUGCGUCUGCCACUCGCUCUGCUUCAACGGCUCCGCGCUCCUCUCCGCCCCCACCCCUCAGCCAACCUCAGGCAGAAACAGACAGAAUCCCGGAUCUCUUCCACCCCCCUGCCUUCCGCCUCAGUACACCCUGAACCAGAUACAGCCUUCCCCUGACGGAGCGAGCAGCAGCAGCAGUGGGAUUACAGACGUGCUGUCUCCCAUCCCCUGCAGUCGCAAGGCAGAGUUCGCUGCCUAUCUCAACAUGGCUCUUACCGAAGCCCCCAUCAGAGGAGGCCUGCACGCUGCCAGUGAGGACACGUGGCGCAAGUGGGUUGGUCCGGGGGGAGGGAACAGGGACAAGGGAGGGUCGGCAGAGUGGCGGGAUGGCAGCACGCUGCUGAUACCUCUGGACGACCCCACCACCAAUGUGGCUCACUUCAUUGGUGCGAUGAGGCAGCACGGGCAGCGGGGGUGGAUCCCCUCCGUGCUGCACAUGCUGCUGCGCAUCGCCCUCGAGCCCCUCCUCAACCACACUGCUUCCUCCCAUCACAUCCCGUCGCUCCCACGAAGCCCUCAAUCUCUAGCCGAUGCGAUCUCGCCUGAAGUGUUAGUGGGAGCGUCCACUGGUGCAGCAGCAAGCACUGGUGCCAGCAGGGGUGGUUUGGAGGUGCUAGCAGGGGCGGUGGAGUUUGAGUCAGCAUUCAGCAGGGCAUCUGAUGCACAUCCCAUGUGCUUCCAUCGCCUUGUGCUGCCAGGCUACCUCAAGGCAAUCACCUUCCCAGGGGGCAUGGAGCAGGCGGACAUGUUUAAGCACCGCCUCAAGGAGGCCUUCCCCCACCCCGACCCCGACCCCUUCCGCGCUCUGGCGUCUCCAGAAAAUGCCUCUGUGGGAGAUGCGUCUGCUGGGAGCAGUUCAGCUGAUGGUACCACUGUUCGCCUGCUGUACAUCACUCGCAAUGCAUCGCUCACACGCGGCCGCCGUGUCAUGAGUGCGGAAAGCUCCAGCGCUCUGCUCAAGCUGUUUCACCAGCUCAACUUCCAGGUAGCCCAAGUGGAGUUCACGCCGCUCACCUUUGCUCACCAGCUAGCUCUGGUACAGGCAGCAGACAUCAUAGUCUCCCUGCAUGGCGCAGGCCUCACCAACCCCGCCUCGUUCGCUCGCUCCGACUCCGUUCUCCUGGAAAUUUCCCCCUACGGAGUCUUCUACAAUCUGUACUAUUUCAUGGCGGUGAAUGCCGGGGUGACCUACAUGCUGCACCAGUGCACAGCCGGACCUGCCCCCAUGCCGGCUAAAGAUGCGGAAUUUCAAGGCGUAGGUCCGUUUGCGUGUGAUCAUGACCCGGCAUGCAAGCAGUACCGGACUCAUGACCGCCGGGUGAAUCUUGGGAAGAAAGAUAUUGAAGAAUUGGGGAACCUGCUUUCAGUGGCUCGGAGACUGGUUUUGGAUCUUUUUUCCAAGCCUUUCGCCAGUCGGCCUCCUAAUCUAUCAAUCCACAUGCAGUCCAAGGACGAACCGCAGCUGUCGGAUCUCCUCCUCCCGUCAUCGCUACCAUUCAAGCGCGUGCAGCUGGAGGAGAAGUACCCGCGCGGGUCGCAGGUGCGCGGCGGGCGGCACUGGAAGCACCUGAAGCAGAUCCUGCAGCCGCACAACCUGAGCGACCUGCCGCCCGACGAAGCCAAUUACGUGACGAUCGAGGCGCCGCCAUCAAUGUACCCCGCUAAGAAGUACUGCGAUAUAACGGGGCUCGAGGCGCCCUACACGGACCCGCACAGCAAGCUGCGCUACGCCAACCCCGCCGCCUUCGCCAUCGCGCGCUCGCUCCCCCACCCGCACGCGCAGGCCUUCCUCGCGCUCAGAGGCGCGCAGACCAUCGUCAAGCCGACUGAGCGAUUCGCUGGGUCUCUCGGGCACUCUCCCUGCCACAGCCUCGCAUCUCCCUGCCGCCGCUACACUGCUGCGCGCUGGCGUGGCCUUGCUGCUCGAGCGGGUGGUGUUGCUACAAGCGGAGGAGGAGACAGCGUAGGAGAUGUGACUCUAACGGAUGUGAUAGAGUCGGGUGUGGGUGGGAUGGAAGGAGAGCGGAGGAGGGACGGGGUGGGGUAUGGUGAGGACAGGGUUGGGAGAGGGGGGGUGGGGACGGGGUCUGGUGAGAACAGGUUUGGGAACGGAAGCAGGGUGGGAAUGGAAUCUGACAUUCCCAAGGUUGUGUGGGAGCUCGAGCAGGAUACCAAAGACCUGCUGGAAUGGCCAAUCGUGUGCCGCCAAGUGGCGCGAUUCGCGGACACAGUAAUGGGGUACAGAGAGGCGGAGGAGGGGCGGCUGGCAGUGGGGCGAACGUGGGAGGAGAGCCAGGCGCUGCUGCUGCAGACGGAGGCAGCGCUGCUGCUGCCACGACGGCUGGACUUCAACGGUGCUGUGGACGUGGGAGGGUUGCUCGCACGGCUCCACCGUGCUGCUGCUGCUAGUGAUGUUGGUGAUGGUAUGGCCACGUCUUCUGGCAGUGAUAGUGAUGUUGACGGCAGUGACAGCGAUUCUGGUUCUGCGGACUCUAAUGGGAGCACCGCCAGUGCUGCCAGUGCUGCCACAGCUGCACCCCCCCCGGCCAUGACCAUAACCCCCUCGGAGCUUCUGUCAGUGGCAUCUCUCCUGCAAUCAGGCAUUGAUCUAGGGGCGGGCAUUGGGCUGGUCCCAGAUGAAUCUGGCAUUCUCUGCUCCUCCUCCUCCUCUUCCUCCUUCUCCACCUCCUCCUCCUCCACCUCCUCCUCCUCCACCUCCUCCUCCUCCUCCUCCUCCUCCUCCUCCUCCUCCUCCUCCUCCUCCUCCUCCUCCUCCUCCUCCUCCUCCUCCUCCUCCUCCCCCCCCCCAACCCCCUCGCAUCUCGCCCCUCUCACGGCCCUCCUCUCCUCUGCUGCCACGUGUCCUUAUCUCCUCCAUCGCAUCCGCACCGCCAUCAACCCCCGCCUCAAGUCCCUCGCUGACUCAGCAAGCGCUGAGCUGGCAGCCAUCCGCGCCGCCAGGCGGGACAACCGGCGCCAGCUGGACGAAGCAUUACAGAGAGCAGCGCGACGUGUUGUGGAGGGAGGGGGGAUGGAUGAGGCUCAGGUGAGUAGGAGGAGAGGGAGGGGGUGCGUGGCAGUGCGAGCAGGGAAGAAGAGUGCUGUAACACCGGGAGGGGUUACCUUAGAUGUUAGUAACACCGGCGCUACACUCUUUGUGGAGCCAGUAGAGGUUAUCGAGUUGAACAAUAACGAAGCAGAGCUGAGUGGGCAGGAGGCGGAGGAGGAGAGGCGGGUGCUGAGGGAAAUGGCUGAGCAGGUGGCGGAUUGUGCGCCGUUGAUUCGAGAUCUAGCGGACAGGAUCGUUGCACUGGACCUGGCAUGUGCCCGUGCAAGGCAUGCCCUGUGGAUGGAUGCCUCUCGUCCUGUCCUCCUUCCACCCACACACCGUCUCUCCCAUGGCCAUGGGGAUAACUUCUCAGGGGUAAAUACGCCUGGGGACAGUGAUACAGGGAGAAAUACCCUUGCAGGGAGAGAAUCCUACAAAAUCGAAUCUUACGUGGUUGAGAUUCGGGGGAUACAGCACCCAGUUCUGCUGGAGAUGCAUCUUGACGCCCUCAGUGCUGCUGCUCAGAAUAGGACGAGUAAAAGCACAGGUGCAGCAGACACCAACGCAGUAGCAGCAACAGGAGGAGGAGCAGAAGCAGCAGCAGCAGCAGCAGCAGCAGCAUCACCCCAGGCGACUCCCCCGGUGCCCAUAGACCUGCUGGUGCCAGCCGGCGUGGCAGUGGUGGUCAUCUCCGGCCCCAAUGCGGGCGGCAAGACCGCCGCCCUCAAGACCCUCGGGAUUGCCGCGCUCAUGGCCAAGGCAGGGCUUUUCCUGCCCCUGGCGGGGGGUGGUCAAGGGGAGGAGGCGGGCCAGGGCACGGGGGGAAGCGGAGAGGACGGGAAGGAGGCAGGGGAAGUGGAGAGUUGGGGAGCGAGGGGAGGAGGGAGAGGAGGGAGUGGGGGCGAGAGUGGGGGAAUAGGAGAAGCGAGCAGAGCAAAGGGGCGAGUGGCGGUGGUGCCAUGGUUUGACCGCGUGGUGGCGGACAUUGGAGAUGAGCAGUCGUUGGAGCAGAGCCUCUCCACCUUCAGCGCCCACAUGCGCCAAGUCUCCCGCAUCCUCCUCGCCUCCUCGCCUUCUUCCUCUCCUUCCUCGCUCCCCUCGCUCUCCCCGCCCUCCUCGCCCUCCUCGCCCUCCUCGCCCUCCUCUCCGUCUCCUUCUUCCUCCGCCUCCUCCUCCCCUUCCUCCUCGUCUCUCGUACUCCUGGACGAGGCGGGCAGUGGCACGGACCCAUCAGAGGGAGCAGCGCUAGCAGCGGCCAUUCUAAAGCACCUGGCGGGGUGCAACGGGCUCACUCUCGCCACCACCCACUACGCCGACCUCAAGAAGCUUAAGGCGGCCGAUUCCCGAUUCGAGAACGCCAGUGUGGCGUUCGACCCGGUCUCCCUGCGCCCGUCCUUCCACAUCCUCUGGGGUCUCCCCGGCACCUCCCACGCCCUCUCCCUCGCUGCCUCGCGCGGCCUGCUUCCUUCCCUCGUGGCUAGAGCCGCCAGGCUUGCCCGUGCUGCCACUUUGGAGGCAGGAGAAGAGGAGGACAGGCAAGCGGGGAAGAGUGAGACAGACGAGUAUGCUACCCUGGGAGGGGGGAGGGGAGAGGGUGAGGAGGUGGGAAUACUGGCAUCACUCAAGCAGCAGUGGCAGCGGAACGUGGAGGAUGCGAGAGAGGCAGCCGAGGCGAGGCAACAAGCAGAGGGACUCCUGAAAGACCUUCAGGCGCACUACACCAGCAGAAGCACCUCGCAGCAGGGCCAGCAGGAGCAGCCUCUGCAUGUGAGAGAGGUGCUGUGGAAGAGAAGGUAUCAGAGGGACGUUCAGGAGGAGGUUUUGGCAGCGAGGGAGGAGAUUUCCCGCAUUGUUGCCGCUUUCCAGGAAGCUUCCCUUGCUGGUGUCCCGGAGCGGGCGGCGACAGACCAGGCCUGUGCUGACGUGGCAGCGGUGGCUGCUUUGACUGGCCUCUCUCCCGAGGCUGAUUCUGCUUUCGGUUCGGAUGCUUCAGUUGGUUCCUUGGGGGGGGAUUUGGGAGGGGCUGACUGGGUUCCUGUUCUGGGAGAGCCUGUGUAUGUGAGGAGGUUCGGCACCAGUAUGCGUGGUACGGUGGUGGCAGUGGGCGGUGGUUCGGGAGAGGCCUCGGCAGAAACAGCAGCUGCUCGGUCUGUGAUGGUUCAACUGGGAAAUCUGCGAUUGCAAGUGCAGAGAGCAGACCUCCUUCCCGCCGCCGAUGGCGGUGGUGAUGGUGGACAGAGCAGGACAGAUGGAGAGGCAGGAAGGAGGGGGGGAACAGGAAGACUGUUUGGCAGUCAAUGGGAGCAAGAUGACGACAGCAACAGCAACACCAACACAAAUAAGUCUCGUGUCUCCAAGCGUGGCGGUCAGUUCCCCUCCCCGUCCUCCUCCUCUUCCUCCCCUCUGCCAGCAGUGAGAGAGGCAGCGGUACAGACAGCGCGAAACACAGUGGAUGUGAGGGGGCGGAGUGCAGAGGAUGCAUUAGCAGCGGUGGACCUAGCAGUGCAGUCCAGCCCGCCUGGUGCUGUGCUCUUCAUUGUGCAUGGGCUUGGCACGGGCGUGCUUCGGGCAGCUGUGCUGAAAUAUCUUUCGGGCAGCCCGCUGGUUUCGCGGCACGAGCCGGAAAGCAGGUUGAAUAUUGGGUGUACUAUUGUUUACAUUGGGUGA
Closterium sp. NIES-65 is the source of this 6048-nucleotide messenger RNA. The record is from the annotation of a GenBank genome assembly. NCBI's taxonomy places the organism in Eukaryota, Viridiplantae, Streptophyta, Zygnematophyceae, Desmidiales, Closteriaceae.